This is a messenger RNA of Daldinia childiae, 570 nucleotides long. RefSeq lists its product as uncharacterized. Bases 1 to 570 code for a protein of 189 amino acids. NCBI's taxonomy places the organism in Eukaryota, Fungi, Ascomycota, Sordariomycetes, Xylariales, Hypoxylaceae. The transcript has a single exon. The record is from RefSeq and is a predicted model, not a curated record.
AUGUCCUCAGAUCAGUGCGUCGUAUGUUGGGAGGAAGGCGACUUGCUCUGUUCUUCUUGCAAGAGCUGCCGCUACUGCUCAAAGCGAUGCCAGAAGAAUGACUGGAAGUCACACAAGUUGUUAUGCAAGGCCAUCUCAACCCAAUCAGAGCGACCGUCUUCUUUUCAUGUCAGGGCCAUAUACUUUCCACAAGACAGACCAACCCCAGAGCUCGUCUGGAUUUCCUGCCUUGGCAUCCCCUCCUUCGAAGAGGUGAAGGGCAUCGUUAGAGAAGGCACCCCUGGUAACGUGGAUAUACAACGAGUAUAUUGGAACUAUCGACUUAUGAAACCGGCUCUUCAGCAUAUCGAAUUCCAUUUUCGUGACUUGUUCCUUCGUGAUGGAUCUAGGCCGACUAAAAGUCUAUACGAAACUGUUGCGAAGCACGGCCAGGCUAGAUGUGACUGGAGAGGCCCCCUUCUGGUCUUCGGUGUCUCAAGAAGCGAUCUAUACACCGAUGCUACACUUGCCGAUUUUCGAGCCGUCAUUGAUUACUCACUGGGCUACGGACAGUCGCAUUCUGGCCUUUAA